Molecule: messenger RNA, 516 nt
Organism: Erigeron canadensis
Lineage: Eukaryota; Viridiplantae; Streptophyta; Magnoliopsida; Asterales; Asteraceae
Exons: 2
Coding region: 1-516 (171 amino acids)
Source: RefSeq, a predicted model, not a curated record
AUGAGACAAAGACGUUGGCUUGAACUCCUUAGUGACUAUGAUUGUGACAUCCGUUAUCAUCCGGGUAAGGCCAAUGUGGUAGCCGAUGCCUUGAGCCGGAAGGAACGAGUUAAACCAAGACGUGCUAGGGUUAUGAGCCUCACGGUAGGACCAAACAUUCGCGAUCAAAUCAUUGCGGCUCAAGUACAAGCCACUCGACCAGAAAACUUUGGUAAUGAGAAUUUGGAUGGUAUGGAGCAACAAUUCGAUAGGAAGAGUGAUAAUGGGCUCUAUUUAGUUGGAAGGCUCUGGCGAGAUGUGGCUAGGUAUGUGAGUGAGUGCCUUACUUGCUUACAAGUGAAAGCCGAUCAUAAGAAGCCACCCGGAUUAUUAGUGCAACCCGAGGCCCCCGAAUGGAAAUGGGAACACAUUGCAAUGGACUUCAUAACGAAGUUACCGAAGACAAGAAGUGGUCGCGAUACAAUUUGGGUGAUAGGAUCGGUUAACGAAGUCGGCUCAUUUCGUGGCCAUUCGUGA